Vicia villosa (hairy vetch) is the source of this 1087-nucleotide messenger RNA. Its product is annotated as peptidyl-prolyl cis-trans isomerase CYP23. The transcript is spliced from 8 exons. The record is from RefSeq and is a predicted model, not a curated record. Lineage: Eukaryota; Viridiplantae; Streptophyta; Magnoliopsida; Fabales; Fabaceae. Gene Ontology annotation, molecular function: peptidyl-prolyl cis-trans isomerase activity. Bases 186 to 866 code for a protein of 226 amino acids. Gene Ontology annotation, biological process: protein peptidyl-prolyl isomerization.
AUAAUUCAUCGGUGCACCACUCUCGUUGAUUUCUUUCUAACCAAACACACCCUAACACCUCACUUCAUCAACGUCCAGCCAACAAAACAAGCCACUCACACAAUUUUUCAUUUCCAGAUUUCUGAAUUUCCGACAGUUGACUUCAAUUUUAGGAGGCGAAGGUGCCAAAUCCAGAGUUGUUUCAAAUGUGGAGCCUUGGAUUCAUUGCUUUGAUUAGGGUUUCUAUUUUGUUGGCUUUUGCGUCUCUCAUUUCUUCUCUCGAGCCCCAACUCGGAUCAACCCGCGUCGUCUUUCAGACAAAUUAUGGAGACAUUGAAUUUGGUUUCUAUCCAACUGUUGCACCCAAAACUGUUGACCAUAUUUUCAAGCUUGUGAGACUUGGAGGCUAUAACACCAAUCACUUCUUUCGGGUGGAUAAGGGAUUUGUAGCCCAAGUAGCUGAUGUUGCAAAUGGAAGAUCUGCUCCCAUGAAUGAGGAACAAAGACGUGUAGCUGAAAAGACUGUUGUUGGUGAAUUUAGUGAUGUCAAACAUGUUCGCGGCAUUCUUUCAAUGGGAAGGCACGACGAUCCAGAUAGUGGUGGAUCCUCUUUUUCAAUGUUACUUGGAAAUGCUCCUCAUCUUGAUGGGAAGUAUGCAAUAUUUGGAAAAGUUACAAAAGGCGAUGAUACAUUGGCAAAGUUUGAGCAACUACCUACGCGUACAGAGGGAAUGUUUGUAAUGCCAACGGAGCGGAUUACCAUCCUCUCAUCAUAUUACUAUGAUACAGAGACAGAAAAUUGUGAGCAAGACAGAUCAAUUUUGAAGCUCAGGUUAGCUGCAUCGGCCGUUGAAGUUGAAAGACAGAGAAUGAAAUGCUUCCCCUAAUAGAAGCUUGUUGGGAAUGAAGUUGGAAUGAAUGCUAUAUUGCUUGUUUUAUUCACUUUUUAUAUAAUGUUUGAACAUGAUAUCUGGAUACUGGUGUUUGUUUAGUAUGGGAAAUGAGAUAAAUUAUUCUAAGAUUUCAAAUAGAAGCUCAAUGUAAAAAGCUAAAAGUUGUUGAAAAUUGAAAUGCAAAACUGAGACAUAGUAAGAUCUUUGCUAUGUUA